Molecule: messenger RNA, 1059 nt
Organism: Clonostachys solani
Lineage: Eukaryota; Fungi; Ascomycota; Sordariomycetes; Hypocreales; Bionectriaceae
Source: the annotation of a GenBank genome assembly
AUGACCAAGAUCGCUCUCCUUGGUGCUGCAGGCCAGAUUGGCACACCACUGAGCCUUUUGUGCAAGGCUAGUGACUUAUUUGAUGAAAUUUCACUGUAUGAUAUUGUCCAUGCCCCAGGUAUCGCGACAGACUUGAACCACAUAGAUACCAGGGCCAAGGUCUCCGGCCACCUCGCUGAGGAUGGAGGACUACAGAAAGCACUAGCGAGGGCUGAUAUUGUAGUGGUAACGGCCGGCAUUGCCCGCAAGCCAGGGAUGACUCGAGACGAUAACGUUGCCGGCUUCCUAGAUCUUUUCAAGACCAAUGCAAGCAUCAUCCGCGACCUCUUCACGGAAGUUGCCAAGACUUGCCCACAAGCCAUUUGCUGUGUAGUGACGAACCCAGUCAACUCAACAGUCCCCGUGGCGGCCGAAACCUUACGCCAGGGAGGUACAUAUGACCCUACCCGGCUGUUCGGCGUGACAACCCUUGAUGUUGUACGGGCGUCGACCUUCAUCGCGCAUGCUCUGGGUGGAGGUGCCGACCCCAAGUCAUUCAAGGUGCCUGUCAUUGGGGGACAUAGUGGCGCGACCAUCCUGCCCCUCUACAGCCACGCAGUGCCUAAACUCUGCAUUGACUCGGCAAAAUUGGCACAGGUUAUCCACAGUGAGCUACUGUUGCCUAUUUACUUUGAUCUAAAACUAAUGACCUCUUCACUUUACGCAGGGGUACAGUUUGGUGGGGAUGAGAUUGUCGAGAGUAAGAAAGGUGCUGGCAGUGCAACGACCUGUAUGGCUUACGCCGGAUUUCGCUUUAUAAAGGCGUUGAUACAAGCGAAGAGCGGCACCCCCGUUGUGGAGGAAGCCUAUGUCUACCUUCCCGGCAUCCAGGAUGGCAAGGAGAUUGCCGCCAGGCUAGGAGUGGAUUACUUUGCCGUGAAGGUAGAGCUAGGUCCUAAUGGAGCUACCAAGGUCUUUGAUAUUGGCUCACUGUCAGACGGCGAGGAGAAGCUGUUGGGGGUGGCUCUGAAGGACCUCAAAGCAAAUAUUCAGGCUGGACAUGCUUUCAUGGGCUUGUGA